Molecule: messenger RNA, 726 nt
Organism: Cannabis sativa
Lineage: Eukaryota; Viridiplantae; Streptophyta; Magnoliopsida; Rosales; Cannabaceae
Product: cytochrome b5
Exons: 3
Coding region: 149-550 (133 amino acids)
Cellular component (GO): membrane; intracellular membrane-bounded organelle
Molecular function (GO): heme binding
Source: RefSeq, a predicted model, not a curated record
AGGUCAGUCAGUAGUUGGGUUUCAGUUUCUACAACUUCAGGAUGGUCUGAGUUCUUUCUUCCCUGCUUUUCUUCUUCUUCUUCUCUCUCAAGUCAGUCAUUUUGGGGGCAGAGUGGCUAAGCUGGUAAAAUCACUGUGCCCCUAGAAAAUGCCGAGUCUCACCAAGCUCUUUUCCAUGGAAGAAAUCUCCCAGCAUAACACCAAGGAUGACUGCUGGGUCGUUAUCGAUGACAAGGUGUAUGAUUUGUCAUCUUAUUUGGAUGAACACCCUGGUGGAGAUGACGUAGUUCUUGCUGCAACUGGAAAGGAUGCAACUGAAGAUUUUGAAGAUGCUGGGCACAGCAAAACUGCAAAGGAGCUCAUGCAGAGCUUUUUCAUUGGUGAGCUCGACACCUCUGAUAUCCCAGAACCUGAUAUUGUCUCCACGAAGCCAACAAGAAGAGAUUAUGCUCAGAAGCUCAUAGACUUGGCAAAGCAAUAUUGGGUUGUCCCCACAGCGGUUGUUGGCCUCUCUGUAGUAGUAGGAUUCUUAUUCUUCCGCAAGAAAUGAUGCUAUUGAAAAGUUUAUUAGUUGAGCUGAUUUUGUCACAAUUUUGAAUAAAUUUUUACGGGGGUAGGAAUUUUUACUAGCAAUUGAUUUAAUAUAAUGAUGAAAAAUAUUUUGCAUAUUUGAGGUUGUGCCCCUAAACCUGGGAUUUGUUUUACCUUUUAAGUUAAAUUCUGCUA